AUGUGUGCUCCAUACUCAACCUUUGUCUUGAAACGACGACACGAAACUCCGUUCUUUCCAGAUACAAGCCUGAUGAUCGGUCGUAGUAGUGUGGAUUCAGCCACUGGACGAGUUUCAUUAGAUGCAUUAGCGUCCACCACACAAACAAAUGCCAUCUUCACCAAUAGAAGUAUUGUAUUGAAUUCUUCUGCUUCACUCUUUGUAUCUACUGCACAAAACAUGAUGUUGCAUCAUGAUCGUUCUGCAGAAGUGCCUGAAUCCGUUCAUUUGCCUGUUGCUUCCUCUUCUUCAACAACGAAUUGUUGCUCCGACAUGGAAUCCCUUUCAUCGGAUGCAUCUGUGUCAAGUGUUGGAGAAUUAUAUUAUGAUGAAGAUGAAGAGAGCUUCAAUCAACAACAAACAAGAAUAUCAAUGGAUCAGACACGUAUUACGACAUUAUCCCCUCUGCAAAACUGUUUCAAUUUUGUGGCGACAAAUUUGGUAGAGAAUGAUUCUGAUGACUAUCCUGGAACUCUUCCGAUGAGUGUGCAUGAAGAUGGCGAAUAUUUGCAGUCGUUUUAUAGUGACAGCUUUUGUCGACCUUUCAAAAUAAGAGUUAGAAUUAGUGCAUUGAGCCAGAAACUUCCAAAAGGAAUUUACACAGACCUGGUAGAUUCAAUGACCCUGUUGACAAUUGUAAAGCCGUACAGUGUGUUUAGCACCAAUGCAAUAGUCAAGGAAGGAACGCAAAAUCAAUUCAUUGGAACUAUUUCAAAAGAUUUUAUCGUUUCCAACUUUAAAGUCAAAUCAAGCAAAAACACACUUCUAUUUAAAAUUCUUCACGAAAAGACAAAAAGUGAAACACUUCACUUUUAUUCGAUUCAUAACGCGACUAAGAAAGAAAAAAUUGGAAAAAUUAUUUCAAAGAAGAGUCAAGAAUUUUUCCUCGAUAUUCCACCAAAUUUGACUCCAGAAGAGAAAUCUUUAUUGAUUGGAUCAUUAAUGUUAAUUGUUUUUACCUUACAUGAAGACAAAAAAUCAAAGGAAUUUUUUCAGAAGAACGCAAAACAAAAAACAAAUUACAAAGGGGUUCAGGGAGAAACUCUCAAUGCAAGAAACUUAUGA
Messenger RNA from Naegleria fowleri, 1104 nucleotides. RefSeq lists its product as uncharacterized. The coding region runs from base 1 to 1104 and encodes 367 amino acids. The record is from RefSeq and is a predicted model, not a curated record. The transcript is spliced from 2 exons. NCBI's taxonomy places the organism in Eukaryota, Heterolobosea, Eutetramitea, Acrasida, Naegleriidae.